Molecule: messenger RNA, 4602 nt
Organism: Triplophysa dalaica
Lineage: Eukaryota; Metazoa; Chordata; Actinopteri; Cypriniformes; Nemacheilidae
Product: interferon-induced very large GTPase 1
Exons: 2
Molecular function (GO): GTP binding
Source: RefSeq, a predicted model, not a curated record
CAUAAAAUCUGUUUGACAAACAGGGAACAGGAUCAGAUGAGAACAGAAGACAUUCUUCAAAUCAGCAUGUUUUCACUUCAGUCUCAGGAGCCACAGAAUGAGACUGAACUUGUGAACUCAUUCCUACAAAAACUGUUGAACAUGAACUACAGAGCAAGAGACAAUCUCAUAAAACAAAGAGAAGAGGAUUCAGAGAUUCACAGUGAUAUUCACCCGAUGGAUGUUCAGAUGGCUGUGUUUCAUUGUUCUGAUAGUUUCCUAAAAGAGCUGAUGGUCACUAAACUCUCUCAGUGUCAGUUUGCUCUUCCUCUGCUUGUUCCUGAUCCAUUCACACAACACAUUGAGUUUCCUCUCUGGACAUUCAGACAGAUCAACAAGAGCUGGAAGAUCAGAAAUACUGACAAUAAAAUGACCAGUCAAACCCAACCGGUGUGCCAAGCAGAAACUCCAAUGGUGUCGUUCUUCAGGUUUGGUUCUGUGUCUUCAUCUAAAUCUCAGCUGAUGAACAGUCUGAUCAAUGAGAAACACAACACGUUCUUCCACAGAAACUGUGCAGGCAGCAGCAGAAGCAGAUUACUGAUGGAUGGAGUGGUGGAGAUCGCCUGGUACUGUCCAUCUGGAAAAAACACAGAUCAAUUCAAUGAAUGUGUUGCGUUCUGUAAUCUUCAUGGUGAUGCAGAAGUCAAUGAGAUACAAUAUGAGAUUUUAACCAGCAUGUCUUCAGUCAAUGUCCUCUUCUUACCAGAUUUGGGACAGAAGAACCAGAAUAAGGGUUUGGUGAAAUCACUCUUAAGAUCUCCUCAGCCUCUUAUUUAUCUCCUUACAGAGACUGAGUGUGAAAAAACUAAACUGGCAGAGGGAAAAUUCAUGAUUGGUCUUUUGAACAAAAAUCAGUGUUAUCUAUCUAAACAGAUAAGAGACACUAUCAGAGUCAGUCUAAAAGAAAACAAGAGGACUUUUAAACUGGAAGAUGUGGCCAAACACACAGGAAUUGAAGUAGAUGAGAAUAAUGCAGAGUGUCAGAGAGGAAAAGAAGCAGCACUUCAGAUCAUGAGAUUACUGGAUAAUAAAGAUCCAUCAACAGUGAAAGAAACAAACCUGCCGUGUCAGGGAAAACUCUGGCAUGACUGGUGUAAAGUCAACAAAGAGCUCCAUCAUUUAGGAGGAGAAAAUCUAGAAGAAGAGAAAAGUGCCAAACUGAAAGAGAUGAGAGAAAUAAGAGAAAACCAAAUAGAACAAGGAUUGAGUAAGUUUAUGAGGAUGUUUUCAAAAGAAUUGCUACCACUUGAAAUCAGUGAUAAAAAAUAUUUUUUCAAAUGGUUGAAAAAUCUGCUGGAUGACUUCACUUCAAACAAGGUUGGUGAACUUCUUAAAGUGUAUGAUGUGAAAUGGAAUGAAAUUUCCGCUUUAAAAAAGAUGCCUGAUAAACUUGACCAACUGCAGACUGAAGAAACAAACCUUGAGAAAAUAUCAGAACAAAUCAACAGAACAGCAUUUGGACUGGAGCACAUUAUGAGAGAGGUCAGUCAGAUCUAUGAAUCAUGGUCAUCUCUGAAGAAGGAGGAAGGUAUUAAUUUAUCUUCCCUCACAAGUCUAGCAGCAGAGAUGAUGAUGUGUGGAUUUCCACUGGAGCUGAUGGAUGGAGAUGCUGCUCAUGUUCCUCUGAUGUGGGUUUCUGCUGUUCUAGAUGAACUCAUAAAGAAUCUGGGAGAUCAGAGAGUUUUUGUUCUUUCAGUUUUAGGGAUUCAGAGUUCUGGGAAAUCCACUCUAUUGAACACCAUGUUUGGACUUGAGUUUGCUGUCAGUGCCGGUCGCUGCACCAGAGGAGCUUUCAUGCAGCUGCUGAAAGUGUCUGAAGACAUUAAACAUCUACUGAAGUUUGAUUAUAUUCUGGUUGUUGAUACUGAGGGUCUUCGUGCACCAGAACUGGAUGGAAGAUCAACAAGAAAUCGUGAUAAUGAAUUGGCAACAUUUGUUGUUGGUCUGGGAAAUCUGACAUUGAUCAACAUCUUUGGAGAAAACCCGUCUGACAUGAAGGACAUUCUUCAGAUUGUUGUUCAGGCCUUCUUGAGGAUGAAGGAGGUGAGACUGAAUCCCAGCUGUAUGUUUGUUCAUCAGAACGUUUCAGACGUCACAGCUGGAGAUAAAAACAUUGAGGGAAGAAGACGACUGCAGGAGACUCUGGAUGAGAUGACGAAACUCGCUUGUGAAGUUGAAGUCUGUGAUGCUGAAUGUUUCAGUGAUGUCAUUGCAUUUGAUGUUCAGAACGAUGUGAAAUAUUUUGCUCAACUGUGGGAGGGAAGCCCGCCCAUGGCACCACCAAACCCAAACUACUGUGACAAUGUUCAAGAACUGAAAGAAUCUAUUUUAAGACAUGCUUCAAACUCAGAUGGCAUGAUGCUGACACACCUAAGAGGACGUAUUGAAGAUCUCUGGAAGGCUUUACUGAAUGAACAGUUUGUGUUCAGCUUCAAGAAUUCUCUUGAAAUCGCAACUUACAGGAAAAUAGAGACAGAAUACAGUAAGUGGAGCUGGAGUCUUAGAAGUGCCAUGUUGGAAGUUGAGAACAAACUACACAACAGAAUAGAAAAUGAAGCAGUUCAGAAAGUUGAGGAAUCUGAUCUUCACGCAGAACUUCAGGCAAAAAGUGCUGAGGUGAAAAAGACAAUGUCAGAAUUCUUUGAGAAAGACGGAGAUGCAGGGAUACUGAACCAGUGGAGAACUUCUUUUGAAAUAAAAAUCAAAGAGCUUCAGGAAAACAUCAAGAGGGAGACAAAUAAGAAGUUAAAUCAGGUUCUUCAACAGCGAGACAUGAAGAAAAAGAUUGAUGCUCAGAGGACACAACAUGAAAACAGCCUGUUUGAAAAGAGCAAAGAACUUGCCUUAAAACUUAAAGACAAAGCAAAUGAUGAAAUUAUAAUGAAAAAAGAGUUUGAAUGCUUCUGGAAAGAUCAGGUAGAUGGAAUUAUCCAACACACUCCUUCAGUGAAAAACACUGACGUGUUAAAAGAUGUGACCGAACACCUCAGAAACAACUAUGAAAGUCUCCAGGUAGACAUGAAAAUAAGCGGAGUGUUAAUUGACAUGUUUUCUCUGCCAAGUUAUUCAGAUUAUGUGCAGUUAAAGAAAUCCGGUGGAAUAUCUGGACCUAUUAAAAAUGCCUUAAAAAAGGGAAAAGAGAUGUUGGGCUAUGCUUUAUCUACAGAGGAUGAAGUCCAGAUAAGAUUUUUAAUCAUUGAAGUUGGUGAGCAGACACAGAAAAUGAUUCGGUCAUUUAACAUUGCAAAGAUGGGCUACAACAUCAGCUACAUUCAACAACUCAUAGAUCACAUAAAGACUCGAAUAACAGAUCAUGAAAAACAGCCAAAAGUGAAGUAUGAGUUCAAGAGAGAUUUCUUUAGAGAUUUAGUACAGUCCAUCUGUCAGAGAGCAAACAAGACAAUCACUGAUCAACACAUAAUGUUCAGAGAAGCAAAUGAUCCUGUUCUCUAUUCUGAAAGAAAGAAAGAAGAAUACUACAGUACUUUUCAGAAAUACUGUCAAGGAUCAACAUCAGCUGCCAUAACUGGUGAAUUCAUCUGUAAUAAACUUAUAGAGACCAUUGAGCAGAAUGUCUGCAAACAAACUGCCAGAGAUUUAUCAGAUGAAAUGAAGACAAACUGUGAAUCACUGAAUGGAAACAGAACCAAACUGGAGAAACACAUCCUGACAGAGCUGGCUAGAACAGAGGAUUUCAGAGCAUACAUGACCUACAUUUACAAUCCCAGAGAAUUUUUUAAAAGUUUCAUCAGAGCUGAAGUCAGUCAGUACGUCACUGAAAGAUUUCAUGACAGUGUUCAACCUAAGAUGAAAAAUAACAUUUCACUCCUGCAGAAGAAGAUCAUAAAUGCAACACAUGAGUCCACCAGACAUGUUCAAGAGAUCAAUGGAGAUGUUCAUUCAUGGUUUGAUCGUUUCACACACCUGCUGUCUGAUGUGUUGGUGUUCUCUGUAAGUGACCUCAGUGGAGUGAAUAUUGAUGAUGUUGAUCUCACCGUCCUAGAUGAUGUGAUAUCAAAAAAUAUAUCUUCUGUAAUGAAGACCAUUCACAGUAGAUUCACCACAGAAACAUUUCCAGUGAAGCUGGACUUUCCAGACAGACCAGAUGAGAUUCUGAUUGGUCAUUUCUGUCAGUGCUGUUGGGUUCAGUGUCCUUUCUGUGCUGCCAUCUGCACCAACACCAUAGAAAACCAUGAUGGAGAUCACAGUGUUCCUUUUCACCGUAAUAUUGGACUGAAUGGCUGGUAUUAUCAAGGAACAACAAACCUAGCCAUCAACAUCUGCACAUCAGCAGUGGCCAGUGACGGAUCUUUUUAUCCAGAUCAUGAUUCAGAUGACACAUGUCUCUGGAAAGAAUACAGAAAAGGAGGUCCUAAAUAUGCUCACUGGAGUAUCACCCCUGACAUUUCUGAUCUGCCAUAUUGGAAAUGGUUUGUGUGCAGAUUCCAGAAGAAUCUGGAAAAGUUCUACAAGAAAACCUUUGAUGGGAGUGGUAGGAUUCCAAAUGAAUGGAGAAAAUACUCUAAAGAAGAAGCUAUUGAAAGUUUGCAUAAAUACAUUUAA